Molecule: messenger RNA, 1079 nt
Organism: Cokeromyces recurvatus
Lineage: Eukaryota; Fungi; Mucoromycota; Mucoromycetes; Mucorales; Mucoraceae
Exons: 3
Coding region: 166-828 (220 amino acids)
Source: RefSeq, a predicted model, not a curated record
UAUAAAAACAAAACAAAAAAAAAAAGACCAUUUUUAGGAGACAAUGAGUUGUACACCUUUUGCCAAAAUGAUGUCGCACAAUAAAAAUUUAAGCUGUCGCACCAUUAAAAAUAAAGAGUGUCGCAGCAAUUGAGAUCAGUUUUUUUUUCUAACAAACAAUUUACAAUGAGUUUUACAUUUUAUUUUAAAGAUGGGUCAGGAAACAUUGUCGACGAAAAUGGCAACGAUCCUAUGGACAUUAUUGAGGAAGAGAAUCUAUUUAAGUUGGAAGAACUAACCUCAUCUCUCAAAGGAAAUCGUGUUAACAAUGAUAUUAAAGCUAAUGCUGUUCACUUAGUGGACAUUCAUCCUAAAAACAGCGCCAGAGCAAUUGCUUUGCAGUUAAAACUGGAGCCAAGAACUGUUCAAAGAUGGUAUAAGAGCUGGAAAAAUGAUCCUGACUCACUUUUUAAAACUAUUGGUCGACCAAGAAUAAUUGAACCUGAGGGAGAACUGGCAGAGGCAGCGAAGGGUCUGGUAACUGACUUCUAUUUUAAACAGCCUACUGCAACUGUUGAUCAAUUGAUGGACCAGUUGACUAAAAAUUUUGAAGACUUUUUUCUUUCGAAGAGAACUGUUUAUCGCUACCUGGCUGAUUUAUGGAUUUUUACUUUGAAAGGAGUGGAAGAACUUAAGAAAACGGGCGUUGAUUACAUGAGAAACUGUGUAUUUAUUGAUGAAGCAGGUUUUAACGCAAACUUGAGAAGGUCACAGGGUUGGUCAUCAAAAGGGAAACCUGCUACAGUUAAGGCUCUUACGGUUAGAGCCAACUCUGUGUCUCUAUUUUAGGUGCCAUUUCUGCAAAGGACCUAAUCAAAGUUUGUUUAAGAAAACCUUGUUGUAUACAACCAUCUUAUUACAUACUAGAAAACUUAUAUAUAAUAUCGAUGUUUAAAUGAGUAUUUAUGUUAGAGCUCAGACUUAACACAUAAUACCAAUCACAUAUCUUUUUUUUUUUAUGGAGACCAAAAUGGCUCGGAUGUUUAUUAGUGAAAUAUGAGAAAGUCACAUUAAAGUUUUUGAUAUGCGUUUUUUAAAAA